AUGGUUCUUGGAUUACAAACGAUUCUCCUCUUUGUGCUGACGACUCUCGUGACGAUGCUGGCAGUGCGGUGGUACCGUCAGAGGUCUGGUUUACCCGGGAAGCUUCCGCCAGGUCCGUGGGGCCUCCCGCUGAUCGGCAGCAUAUUCAGCUUGGGUAAACAGCCUCAUCUAACCCUGAUGGAUAUGGCCAAGAAGUACGGGAAUGUCUUCACCCUCAACCUAGCUGGCCAGCUGGUUGUCGUCCUCAAUGGUUAUGAAUCUGUCCGGGAGGCGUUGGUCAAGAAAGCUGGAGUAUUCGCUGGUCGUCCACAUCUGGCACUAACUCAAGAACUUACCAAAGGACAGGAGACAAUUAUUGACUGA
This is a messenger RNA of Lytechinus pictus (painted urchin), 363 nucleotides long. RefSeq names its product cytochrome P450 1A2-like. Gene Ontology annotation, molecular function: iron ion binding; oxidoreductase activity, acting on paired donors, with incorporation or reduction of molecular oxygen; monooxygenase activity. The coding region runs from base 1 to 363 and encodes 120 amino acids. The record is from RefSeq and is a predicted model, not a curated record. The transcript has 2 exons. NCBI's taxonomy places the organism in Eukaryota, Metazoa, Echinodermata, Echinoidea, Temnopleuroida, Toxopneustidae.